Molecule: messenger RNA, 5875 nt
Organism: Rattus norvegicus (Norway rat)
Lineage: Eukaryota; Metazoa; Chordata; Mammalia; Rodentia; Muridae
Gene: Efcab5
Product: EF-hand calcium binding domain 5
Exons: 23
Coding region: 127-5019 (1630 amino acids)
Molecular function (GO): calcium ion binding
Source: RefSeq, marked validated
GAUGAUGGAGAUGUUCAUCAUUCACAGUAUUUCUGCUGCUUGUUAGCAUUUUCUUUCGCUCUUUUGGUUACAAAUACUGUAUGGUUUACUUCUCAGUAUCAUUCGGUGGCUUCUCUUAGUGGCCAAAUGAGUGCAUCAACGUCUCAGAUCCAAGUGAACCAGUCCAAGCCUGCUCAGGACAAUGGAAAAAAAGAUAAAGAACAGCAGCAGGACUCCUCAAAGGACAAAAAGGAAGAAAAAGACGAAAGGGACUCAAAGAAUAAAAAGGACUUAAAGGACAAAAAGGAGGAGAAGGACGAGAAGGACAAGAAAGAGGAGGACAAAAAGGAGGACAAAAAGGACAAGAAAGAGGAGGACAAAAAGGAGGACAAAAAGGAGAACAAAAAGAAGGACAAGAAAGAGGAGGAGGAUAGAAAGGAGGAAGGUGAUGAAAAGGAGGAAGAGGACGAUGAAAAGGAGACAUCAACAAAUCCAUCCCGUGCAUCAGACACUAGUGACCAAGGGACGGAAAAUGCAAAGGCUGAGGAGAAACUGCAAGCUGGUCCAAUAAAGGACUCCCUUGCAGUCUCCAAGAAUGUUGUGCUUAAAAAACCUGUAAAAGUGAUUCUUGGCAUAGAUGAAAGUGAUCUGAAGUCCAAAGGACAGCUGCCGUGGAAGAAAAAUCUUAAUUUGAAGAUAGAGAAGAGGGCCCAGGCCAUGCAUCAGAAAGUCUUAGAGAACGAGAACCUGAAGAAGGAACAGGAGAAGGUCACGAAAAAGCUCCCUAGGGAUGAAUUGGCUAAAGAGUGGUUCAAUACUGAAAGCAUGACCCUGAAUACCCGGGCAUACUUGCUGGACAAGCUUCUACCCACCCUGAUUCCUGGAGUGGAACAGAUGCUGAUGCAAGUGGAGAAGAAGAAGCUUUUGAGCCAAGCUGACAUCCCAAGCAAGUUCGAUCCGAUUAAUUAUUUGGGGGAAUACUUAAUGAGACACAAUACUCAUUAUAUCAAAGACCCAGGAAUGUCUGGCUACCAGAGGGUGAUGAAAGAGGUCACAGAAGAACUGAAGAUACAUGUUCCUGAUACGAUCAACAACAGAAUAUCCAAGAUGAAGGAGAGAGUGAAACAGAAGAGAGAACAAAGAGAGUAUAUAAGCACAGUCAAAGUCAAGGUGGCCACCAUGAGAAAGCAGGCUCUGGAGGAGCAGUUCAAUGAAUGGAUUCUCAACCCCAAAGGAAUGAUUCCAAUAGUCGUGAUUCAGAAUGUCCUUUAUGAUUUUUUUCAGAAGCCAGAGCUGCAUCUUGAAUCGCGUUGCAAAGAUCUGAUUAUCAUGAAAUCAGUGGAGCCAGGAUUGACCCAGCAUCAGUUUGUACAAUACAUUUCUUCAUACAUUAUGGACUUGAAAAGCGAAGUGUUUGAGGAAUUCCUUAAGCACCUGUGCCACUGUGCAGAAGAGUUCCGGGAGAUCAUAACGACUGACAUGCGGAGGCAGAUGUUUGCUGAACUCUUCCUAUACUGCGACAGUGGGAAGGUGAUGGCCUUGGAUCGGCAGAGGACACUGGCCUUGCUGGAAGCGUUCUUUGAUAAAACCUCUUCCACCACUAGGAGUUUACUCCGAAACCCAAGGCAAUGGCCAUUUGUCGAAUUUGAGGAGAUAGAGUUGACUGAGUUCUGGGGAGACAUGGAUAUUAAAAAGCACAUUUAUGAAAACUUUGAUGAACUGCUCUUAAAGAUGAAUAUGUUAGCUGCUGAAAAACUUUCAGGCAAACUCACAGAAGACAAAGAUAAAAAUCUCUCACAACCGCAGGAAGAGAUCAGUACGGACCAAGAGCUUUCACCAGAGUUAGCAACGGAGCCAGGAACUGCCACACAAGAAACCGCCAAACAGAAAACCCACAGGGCGUCACUUAAAGAACAAGGACAGGGCAUAGGACUUCGAAAACCAUCUACUUCAAGACAAAGACUAAGCAGAGGGUCAGUGGCAGAGCAAGGAUCCCGCAGAGGCUCUGUAGUGAACCAAACACAGCAGAGAGGGUCGGUGGCACAGCAAGGAUCCCGCAGAAGCUCUGGAGUGAACCAAACACAGCAGAGAGGGUCGGUGGCAGAGCAAGGAUCCCGCAGAAGCUCUGGAGUGAACGAAACGCAGCAGAGAGAGACCGUGGCAGAGCAAGGAUCCCGCAGAAUUUCAACCGCAGAACAAGAGCCACAAACAGAGCAAGACCCAAACAGAGAUUCAGUGCCAGAACAAGAACCGCCCAGAGGAUCAGUCACAGAGGAAGGAUCACAGAGAGGGUCAAUUUCAGAACCUGGGCAACGCAGAAAGUCAUUUGUAGGUGACUCUAGUACUUCUUUAGAAGCAGAGUCGCGCAGGGGAUCAGUGAUAGAUCAAGGACAGCGCAGAGCAUCCGGAGGGCAGCGCAAAGGGUCAGGAGGACGCAAAAUGUCAGUUUCGGAAAAUGGACCAUAUCAAGAGUCCAUAAAAGAGGAGCCCCUCGGUGAGUCAGAACAUGGACCACAAAUAGACACCAUUCAAGAACAGGAUGCAGACUCGGCUCCACAAUUAGAAGAAGGUGGCACCUUAGAAGAAAGUAAAACCUUAGAAUCCAAUAUAGUGAAAUCUCAAGAAAAAAAGCCUUCGCUGCUCACGCAUGAAAAACAAGUCCCCAUGGAUUCCGAACAGCAGCGUGAGGAAGUUCCCACAUCCAGCAAAAAGGAACGUCCACCAGGAACUUCAAAAAAGGAUUCUCAGAAAGACAAAGCCUGUGAACCAAAGCCCCAACACAUCGAAGGGAAGAAAUGGUUAGGAGAAUUUUUGAUGAGCGACUGGAAGAUGAAGUACAUCAAAUCUGAAGAUGAGGAACAGGCCAAAUUAAUCUGCGACGACUCCAGAUUUACAGACUUACAUGCAACUAUUAGGAGUUUUCAGACUUACAAGGGAAUCAAAGGGAGGAGUGCUUUCGAUGGAGUCUCCCUGGAUCUGCUGCAGUUCGUACAGCUCCUGGAGACAUUUGUUGGUGAAGACACCUCCUUAAGUGUCAGCCAGAGCCUCGUCUCCUUUUUUCAGAAGAACUUUUCUGAAACAAAGCAAGAGAAAAUUAAAGCCUUAGAACAGGCUAGACGGAAUUCCUUCCAAGUCCGACGGAAGAUUCUCCUGGAAGCCCUCUUUGAGAAGUGGGACAAUGAUGGCUCAGGCUUUCUGGAUCUGAAUGAAAUUGAUGAUCUCUUGUAUACAUACAAGGAGGGGAUGGAAAGAGAAUCUAUGAAGAAAGCUAAACUGCACAUAAACUUUCCAAAGCCGAGUCCUGGUCAUGAAGUCAAACUGUCUUCAAAGCAAUUUCAGAGGUACAUAGAACUGGUCGUAUCUGAACUCAGGGGCAAUGAAGACCAAGUUCUGGAAAACGUUGUGGAAUUCCUGAUGAGUUCUUUAGAGAGGACCCACACUGAGGGUCUAAGGAACUGUGCAAGACGGAAAUGGCUCCAUCAGAUCCAACAUGCUGCAGAGACAAGUGGGGUGUCCCUGGAGCCGGUGUACACUGAAACCUUCAGGGCCCUCACCCAGGAUGCUGAAGCUCACGGAAAUAAGAAGAUCAGUGCUCACAUUUCCCUCCUAGAGGAGAACGUACUCCUGCCUGAGAGAGGGCACGUUCUCUUGAGGAAUGUGGCUUGCACUCUAGAUGAUGCUCCGUUUGUCCUGAACAAAGUGCUGUACAGGGACAUGAAGGGAAUCAGCUUUACAGUAGUGGAUGAAGGCAAGCCAAUCCAUGUGCCCCAAGUUCAGCACCAUGGAAACAUCUUCUUCUGGAACAGUACCCGAAGUAAGAAUGAGCAGAAUGGGUCGUUCCUGGCCCUGCCUCUUCAGGAUGCAUACAUGAGGAUCUUCGGGGUCCUGGCAGUUGACACGCUCCGAGAUCCUCGUGAAAUAAACAUCUUCUUACCUCAUGAGAUCAGAUUCUAUCAGGGUGUUGCCAAUGCCUUCAGCGCGGCUUAUCACUACGUUCACAGCAGGGAACACAUUCUGCACACUGUGCUCACCGGCAUCAGGUGGCUCUUCGGUAUCACGGCUGGCAUCACCACCAUCACUAUGUGCUUCACCGAACCUAGCUCAGAACAGGAAGACUAUGUCUUGCGCAAUAUGAUGCUUACAGAUCAUCUCGGUGUAGCAGAAAUCCAUGCAGAUCCCCCCACUAUCUCGAGGAGAGCGUGCAUCUUCAGGGACUUCCUCUUUAAAUGCACAGACACUUCAGAAGUUAUUUUGGCUUCUUCUGGUGGAGAAACCCACAUUGCCAUUCCACUUCGCCAGAUAAGCGGAGAGGCUAUAGGUGUCCUCGAUGUUAACAUUGGCCGGAGUCGGAUGCUGGUAUAUCAAGAGUAUAAAGACCUACAGAAAAUGAUGAAGAUGAUCCAAAAUGUCUCCUAUGAAAUACUGGGCGAAGUCUCUGGAGAAAUCGAGAAACAAAUGGUUUUAGAGAUGGAAGUGGCAGGAGAGGUGAAGCGGGCAGCGAUUCUCUUCUUCCGAACCAUGCUGCAGGACCUGCGGGGGUGCCUCCGCCUCCUCGACUCCAUGGAGUUUGUGUCGCUGCUGCUCUAUGAGCACAAGCACUCUGUCGACUUUCUUCAAGAAGACCUCAGUCCCCAGGAGGUGGAAGCCAACGUGACACUUAUACACGACAUCCUGAAAGGAGUCAUCUUGUUCUCUCAGCAGGACAAAGACCCUUUCAGGGACUUGGAAGAGUGGGAAAGAUGGAAAUUUCACAUUAACAAGUACUUAGUGGAGGAGAUCUGUGCGCUUGAUCCAACUGCUAGCAAUGUGGAAAUCAAUGUAGAGCUUAUUACAAGAUAUAUCCAAGAUCAUUCUCGAACUCAAGUCUGGAAAUUCAAGAACAUUGUCAUUGAACUCCUGUACCACUGGAUAAGCAUUUGCUUAACUCUGAUAGAGCUAAAUACCCAACAGGAUAGUUUUAUUGUACCUCCAUUGCCCAAGAAGAGCACUACCACUAUUUAUGCAAUGUCCUCGGAGAGAUCGUUUCGAGAGAAACUGUAAGGAUUGGUACCAUAUCAGGACAUGUAGAUGGUGUCCAAUGCUGUUAACUAUGAACUAUUUCCAACUGUAAAGAAUGCCCUUUAGACAUAUUCUGCUCCCCGAAAUUCAGCCCAGUACUCUCCAAAGCCAUGAGUGCUACCUAAGGGAGAAAUGCUAUCUGAAGAAUGUGCACUAACGAUGACCGGAACCGAGCGUAUCAGAAUACAGAAUAGAAUGUAUUCUAGUUGGAGCUUUCUGUGUAAUUGGAGACGGUGCUGGCUGUUUGGGAAGUUGCUUUCCAUUCAUUUAAACAACAGAAUAAAUAGUGCUGAGAGUCCGGGCAGGCAGAAAUGGCAGCUUUUACAUCAAAAGAGUACCAAACAAUAAAGAUUUGAAGAAAUGGACUUGUAACUUUUUUAGAUUUUUUUUGGUCAAAGAUUAUCCAAAAACUCCAUCUCUUCUCCGUCUCUUCUUUCCUUAACAAUUUAAAAGUCACUUUUCUAUUUCUGCUUGUUUGUUAGAAACAGAAUCUCUGUAUAUUUCUGAGGCUACCCUGGAACUGGACAUGUAGCCCAGGCUGGCUUUGAACCCCCGAUAUCCCUGCCUCAGCACCCUGAGGGCUGUGAGUAUAAUUAUGUACCCUGCCACAAACAUCGCUUCAAUGAUCAGGAAAUGUUUGUCCAUGGCUCACGGGAUAAAGAAAACAUCCAUUUUUAUUAACAAAAACUUAUCGAGUUUAUAACCACAGAAGAAUUUAUAUUUACCCAAAGCUGUUAUUACAGCGAACUUCACUGCUGUGUUGUAAGAUUUCAUCUCUGUAAGAAAAUAUCGGACAAAGAUGACAAACCCCGUUUUUAAUAAAAAUUGGGAAAUUAAA